UAACCACUUUAUUUCGUACCGUAUACAGAAUAUAAUAUUGGUAAAAAAAACUCUGUUAAAUGCUGCUCCUGAGGCCUGAGGAGGAUCACUUGGACGCCCAUUAGCAUUAUCCUUAGGCAGAGGACGCAGCCAAGGCCUAGGCAUGUCCAGUUCAAAUGGAGGUGUGGCAUCAGGGGCCGCGGGAAGCAGCGGCGUCGCUUCGCCUGGCGAUUGGAUUUGCCCAGAUUACGACUGUCGCCAUCUGAACUUCGCCCGCCGUUUGCAGUGCAACAAAUGCGACCGGGACCGCGAUGGCAGUGAUAAGCCGGAGCGCGACAGGGAUCGAGACCGGGAGCGGGAACGCGGCAACGGGAGCAGCAGCAGUAGCAGCAGCUCAAGCAAGAAGAAGCUGGGCACUGAGAUUGGCAAGGCGGCGGCCGACAAGUCGCGGGGCUUGUUCAGCGCCGAGGACUGGCAGUGCAGCAAGUGCGCAAAUGUAAACUGGGCCCGUCGCCAAACCUGCAAUAUGUGCAACGCUCCAAAGUUCUCGGAUGUGGAGGAGCGGACUGGCUUUGGCGGUGGAUACAAUGAUCGCGGCGUUGUAGAAUAUAAGGAUCGUCAGGACUCGGAUAGUGAGUACGAUGAGUUCGGUCGUCGCAAGAAGCGAAAGCACGGCGAGCAUCGAGAGGACUCCAAGAGGCCCAGAAGGUCUAGCCGAGAUGAGCAACGGAAUGAUGAGGAAGAAGAUGAGGACGACGACGAGGGAGACGACGAGGAUCUAUCAAAAUACGAUCUCUGGGGCGACGAAGAAGUCACUUCCACGGAUGUCAAGAGCAAAGAGGCCACUGGCAAUGGCGACAAGGAGCGCAAACGUACGUCACGCGACUCUAACUCUUCCGUGUCCUCCUCGUCGUCGUCCAGUUCGUCCAGCUCCAGCGACUCUUCGUCAAGCAGCUCGAGUAGCUCCAGCAGCGGCGGCAGGCGGAAAACCUCCUCGUCCGGCAGACGUUAGCUGCAAACCGUACCCUUUAGGAACUUCUCUUUAAUUGCAUCUGUUUUCACACAUUUUUCUAAGGCAAUCAUGCUUGCCUUCUUAUUUAUUUGCCAGUAUGCGCUCAGAUGAUCAUGACAUAGGGUACGAUGUCCAGUCUAACUCUUAAAGUAUAAUAAAACAUAUAAUUUAAGAACACCAGCAUUUACAUUUAUUGUAAGACACCGUAACAUUAAAGAAUCGGGCCUAAUUGAA
This is a messenger RNA of Drosophila sechellia, 1225 nucleotides long. RefSeq names its product zinc finger Ran-binding domain-containing protein 2. NCBI's taxonomy places the organism in Eukaryota, Metazoa, Arthropoda, Insecta, Diptera, Drosophilidae. Gene Ontology annotation, biological process: RNA processing. The record is from RefSeq and is a predicted model, not a curated record. Bases 143 to 991 code for a protein of 282 amino acids. The transcript has 3 exons. Gene Ontology annotation, molecular function: RNA binding; lipopolysaccharide binding.